Messenger RNA from Physeter macrocephalus (sperm whale), 6751 nucleotides. RefSeq names its product plexin C1 (gene PLXNC1). Gene Ontology annotation, biological process: regulation of cell migration; negative regulation of cell adhesion; semaphorin-plexin signaling pathway involved in axon guidance. The transcript has 32 exons. The record is from RefSeq and is a predicted model, not a curated record. The coding region runs from base 1 to 4812 and encodes 1603 amino acids. NCBI's taxonomy places the organism in Eukaryota, Metazoa, Chordata, Mammalia, Artiodactyla, Physeteridae. Gene Ontology annotation, cellular component: semaphorin receptor complex; plasma membrane. Gene Ontology annotation, molecular function: protein binding; semaphorin receptor activity.
AUGGAGGUCUCCCGGAGGAAGGCACCGCCGCGCCCCCAGCGCCCCGCCGCGCCUCUGCCCCUGCUUGCCUAUCUGCUGGCGCUCGCGGCGCCCGGCCGGGGCGCGGACGAGCCCGUGUGGCGGUCAGAGCAAGCCAUCGGAGCCAUCGCGGUGAGCCGGGAGGACGGCGUGUUCGUGGCGAGCGGCAGCUGCCUGGACCAGCUGGACUACAGCCUGGAGCACAGGCUCUCGCGCCUAUACCGGGACCAAGCGGGCAACUGCACGGAGCCCGUCUCGCUGACGCCCCCCGCGCGGCCCCGGCCGGGGAGCAGCUUCAGCAAGCUGCUGCUGCCCUACCGCGAGGGGGCGGCCGGCCUCGGGGGGUUGCUGCUCACCGGCUGGACCUUCGACCGGGGCGCCUGCGAGGUGCGACCCCUGGGCAAUCUGAGCCGCAGCUCCCUGCGCAACGGCACCGAGGUGGUGUCGUGUCACCCGCAGGGCUCGACGGCCGGCGUGGUGUACCUCGCGGGCGACACGAACAGCUGGUACCUGGCGGUGGCUGCCACCUACGUGCUGCCCGAGCCCGAGACGGCAAGCCGCUGCAACCCCGCGGCGUCCGACCGCGAAACGGCCAUCGCGCUCAAGGACACGGAGGGGCGCAGCCUGGCCACGAAGGAGACGGGACGCCUCAAGCUGCGCGAGGGCGGGGGUAGCCUGCACUUCGUGGACGCCUUUCUCUGGAACGGCAGCGUCUACUUCCCCUACUACCCCUACAACUACACGAGCGGCGCCGCCACCGGCUGGCCCAGCAUGGCGCGCAUCGCGAAGAGCUCCGAGGUCCUGUUCCAGGGCCAGGCAGCCCUCGACUGCGGCCACGGCCACUCCGACGGCCGCCGCCUGCUGCUCUCCUCCAGCCUGGUGGAGGCCCUGGACGUUUGGGCGGGCGUGUUCAGCGCGGCCACCGGAGGGGACCAGGAGAGGCGCUCCCCCGCCACCACGGCACUCUGCCUCUUCAGGAUGAGGGAGAUACAGGCGCGCACCAAGACCUGCAGCUGGGACUUCGAGGCUGAGAACCACUGCAAUGACAAGGAUCAACCUGAAAGAGUCCAACCAAUCGCAUCAUCUACCUUGAUCCAUUCCGACCUGACAUCCGUUUAUGGCACCGUGGUAAUGAACAGGACUGUUUUAUUCUUGGGGACUGGAAAUGGCCAGUUACUUAAGGUUAUUCUUGGUGAGAAUUUGACUUCUAAUUGUCCGGAGGUUAUCUAUGAAAUUAAAGAAGAAACACCUGUUUUCUACAAACUCGUUCCUCAUCCUAAGAAGAAUAUCUACAUCUAUCUAACAGCUGGAAAAGAGGUGAGGAGAAUUCGUGUUGCGAACUGCAGUAAACAUAAAUCCUGUUCGGAGUGUUUAGCGGCGACAGACCCUCACUGCGGUUGGUGCCAUUCGCUACAGAGGUGUACUUUUAAAGAAGAUUGUGUGCAUUUAAAGAACUCAGAAAACUGGCUGGAUAUUUCAUCUGGAGCUAAAAAGUGCCCUCAAAUUUACCUAUUUCGAAGCAGUAAAGAUGAGACUACAGUGACUGUGAUGGGAAGCUUCUCUCCAAGGCGCUCAGAGUGCAUGGUGAAGAACGUGGACACCAGCAAGACGCUCUGCAAGGGUAACAGUGUGUCCAAUGAGACCUGCACCUGCAGCAUCCUGACCAGAGCAACCUACAAAGAUGUUUUAGUUGUCGACGUGACGUUCUCCUUCAGUUCCUGGAGUGUGUCAAAAAGAUUCAACUUUACCAGCUGCUCAUCAUUAAGAGAAUGCCCAGUAUGUAUUGGAACUGGCUGUGCUUGGUGUAAAAGUGAGAGAAAAUGUAUCCAUCCCUUCACAGCUUGUGACCCUUCUGAUUACAAGAGGAACCAGGACCUCUGUCCAGUGGCUUUUGAGAAAUGGGCCCCACCCAAGACAGCGGGAGGAGGAAGAUUCAAGGAGAAGACAAGUAACAGAACCACCCAGGGCUUGCAGGUCUUCUACAUUAAGUCCAUUGAGCCACAGAAAAUAUCAACCUUAGGGAAAAGUAAUGUGAUCGUCACGGGAGCAAACUUUACCCAGGCAUCGAAUAUCACAAUGAUCCUGAAAGGAACCAGUACUUGUGAUAAGGAUGUGAUACAGGUUAGCCAUGUGCUAAAUGACACCCAUAUGAAAUUCUCUCUUCCAUCAAGCCGAAAAGAAAUGAAGGAUGUGUGCAUCCAGUUCGACGGCGGGAACUGUUCUUCGGUGGGAUACUUGUCUUAUAUCGCUCUGCCCCUCUGUUCCCUCAUAUAUCCUGCUACCACCUGGAUCAGUGGUGGUCAAAAUAUAACCAUCAUGGGCCGAAAUUUUGAUGUAAUUGACAACUUAAUCAUUUCACAUGAGCUGAAAGGAAACAUAAAUGUCUCUGAAUAUUGUAUGGCGACUUACUGCAGAUUUUUAGCCCCCAGUUUAAAGAGUUCAAAAGGGCGUACGAAUGUCACUGUGAAGCUCAGGGUCCAGGAGACCUACUUGGAUUGUGGAAGCUUGCAGUACCUUGACGACCCCAGAUUUACAGGGUAUCGGGCUGAGCCUGAGGUGGACACAGAAUUGGAAGUCAAAAUUCAAAAAGAAAAUGAUAACUUCAACAUUUCCAAGAAAGACAUUGAAAUUACUCUCUUCCAUGGAGAAAAUGAGCAAUUAAAUUGCAGUUUUGAAAAUAUUACUAGAAAUCAAGAUCUCACCACCAUCUUUUGCAAAAUUAAAGGCAUCACUGCUGCAAACAGCAUCGCCACCUCUUCCAAGAAAGUUCGCGUCAAGCUGGGAAACCUGGAACUCUACGUCGAGCGGGAAUCGGUUAUUUCCACUUGGUAUUUUCUGAUUGGACUUCCCGUCUUGCUAGUGAUUGUCAUUUUUGCGGCUGUGGGAGUGACCAGGCACAAAUCGAAGGAACUGAGUCGCAAACAGAGCCAACAGCUGGAGCUCCUGGAGAGUGAGCUCCGGAAAGAGAUACGUGAUGGCUUUGCUGAGCUGCAGAUGGAUAAAUUGGAUGUGGUUGAUAGUUUUGGAACUGUUCCCUUCCUUGACUAUAAACAUUUUGCUCUGAGAACUUUCUUCCCUGAGUCAGGUGGCUUCACACACAUCUUCACUGAAGAUAUGCAUAACAGAGAUGCCAGCAACAAGAAUGAAAGUCUCACAGCUCUGGAUGCCCUAAUUUGUAAUAGAAGUUUCCUUGUUACUGUUAUCCACACUCUUGAAAAGCAGAGGAACUUUUCAGUGAAGGACAGGUGUCUGUUUGCUUCCUUCUUAACCAUUGCACUGCAAACUAAGCUGGUCUACCUAACCAGCAUCCUCGAGGUGCUGACCAGGGACUUGAUGGAGCAGUGCAGUAACAUGCAGCCUAAACUCAUGCUGAGACGCACAGAGUCCGUGGUGGAAAAGCUCCUCACAAACUGGAUGUCCGUCUGCCUUUCUGGUUUUCUGCGGGAGACUGUUGGAGAACCGUUCUAUUUGCUGGUGACGACUCUGAACCAGAAGAUAAACAAGGGCCCCGUCGAUGUAAUCACUUGCAAAGCCCUGUACACGCUUAAUGAGGACUGGCUGCUGUGGCAGGUUCCGGAAUUCAGCACUGUGGCAUUAACCGUCACCUUUGAAAAAAUCCCAGAAAAUGAGAGUGCGGAUGUCUGUCGGAAUAUUUCAGUCAAUGUUCUUGACUGUGAUACCAUAGGUCAAGCCAAAGAAAAGAUUUUCCAAGCAUUCCUAAGCAAAAACGGCUCUCCUUAUGGACUUCAGCUGAAUGAAAUUGGUCUUGAGCUUCAGGUGGGCACACGACACAAAGAACUUCUGGAUAUUGACAGCUCCUCUGUGAUUCUUGAAGAUGGAAUAACCAAGCUAAAUACCAUUGGCCACUACGAGAUAUCAAAUGGAUCCACUGUAAAAGUCUUUAAGAAGAUAGCAAAUUUUACUUCAGAUGUGGAAUACUCGGAAGACCACUGCCAUUUGAUUUUACCAGAUUCGGAAGCAUUCCAAGAUGUGCAGGGAAAGAGACAUCGAGGGAAGCACAAGUUCAAAGUAAAAGAAAUGUAUCUGACAAAGCUGCUGUCGACCAAGGUGGCAAUUCACUCUGUGCUCGAAAAACUUUUUAGAAGCAUUUGGAGUUUACCCAACAGCAGAGCCCCGUUUGCUAUAAAAUACUUUUUUGACUUUUUGGAUGCCCAGGCUGAAAGCAAAAAAAUCACAGAUCCUGAUGUUGUACAUAUUUGGAAAACAAACAGCCUCCCUCUUCGCUUCUGGGUAAAUAUCCUGAAGAACCCUCAGUUUGUCUUUGACAUUAAGAAGACACCACACAUAGAUGGCUGUUUGUCAGUGAUCGCCCAGGCGUUCAUGGACGCGUUUUCCCUCACAGAGCAGCAACUUGGAAAGGAAGCACCAACUAAUAAACUUCUCUAUGCCAAGGAUAUCCCAACCUACAAAGAGGAAGUCAAGUCUUAUUACAAAGCAAUCAGGGAUUUGCCUCCAUUGUCAUCUUCAGAGAUGGAAGAAUUCUUAACUCAGGAAUCUAAGAAACAUGAAAAUGAAUUUAAUGAAGAAGUGGCCUUGACAGAAAUCUACAAAUACAUCAUAAAAUAUUUUGAUGAGAUUCUAAAUAAACUAGAAAGAGAACGAGGGCUGGAAGAAGCUCAGAAACAACUCUUGCAUGUAAAAGUCUUAUUUGAUGAAAAGAAGAAAUGCAAGUGGAUCUGUGUAGCACUUGUGACUACGCUGCACCUCUGCAGACCAGGGACACUGCCAGUGAUCAAAACAAAAUGUGAAAUGAGUCAUCUGGAAACAAGGUAGGGGUGUUAGGGCAACCUUGAGGACUUGCAGCAUUGAAACUUUCCCCGGUAGUUCUUGGAAAAGCUGACCGCAGAAUUUGGUAGUGUGUACACUUAGCAUUUGUGAGUGUGUGUGUGUGUUUUUAAACCAAAAACUAACAGUGUUGCAACAUUGUUGAAAGGGCUCGUGUUUUUCAGUGGUCACCGACUGUACUCCAUCAAACUCACCUCCAUUUCACUAAGGAACUCUAAAGCAAGGAGAGGGAGUAGGCUUCUUUAAAUGCGACAGCAUUUUACCCAGAUACUUUAAAGUAUGUACGUUUUCUUCAUUUUAUUUUUUUCAUAUUAAAUGUAUUUGAUAGUGGACACGUUGGCUAUUGUAAAAAAAAAAAAAAAAAAAUCAGUAGCUUAUUUCUGUCUAAACACUUCGAUCAGAACUGUCUGUGGAAGAGUUAACUCACUCCCCUAAUCCUACAUCUCUAUAUUACUGUCUCCUUGCUUUAGAUUUCUGGUGAACCCUGUGGUUAUAAAUACUUGUGUGUGAUUAAAAAAAACUACAUUUUACAUUUCAUGAAAUUGCUGUUCACACUAGAGUAUUAUAUAUGAAUAUAUAUUUGAGGCCCAUGGCCUGAAAAAUAUUAGUAUACAACUUGGUAUCUUAGUCUUACGAUGUACUUUUUGAGAGUAUUCCUCACAAGAGAAAGAGUUAAAAAAAAAACCUGUUUUAUUCAUGCCUUUUUUUAAAAGAAUUCCCUAUCUAGUUAUACUGUAGUCUUUUUAUUGCUGAUUUUUUAUUCCUGAAUUUUUGCUGCUCAUGACCAACUUUAAUACCACUGUGUUUUCCUUCUAUUAAACCAGAAGUAAAAAGUGUAAUUGGCAACUCAAACUCUCCUUGUGGCACCUCUACCCUUGGUGCUCCAAAUCCCAGAUUGAGGAGAGAAAUUUUUUCAAGUAGCAAAUCAAACAUUGAUCACACAUUCCUUAAAAUCAUUUACCAACACUGUAUGGGAUAUCAGGAUUUAAAUGUGAAUUUGUCUUAAAUGAAUGCAGUUCUUUUUGCUCCUCACUAUCUGGUAAAGAGUGAGAGGUGACACCUCACAAACUGAUCAGAUAAAAUAAGCAUUUAUUGCCCUGAUAGGCACCUUCCCAAUCCUGUCGCUUUUGACCAUUAUCUGUCCAAUGGACACACCUCAAAAAUACUACCAAAUAGGUUACUUAUGAAGGUGAGAGGUCUGGUCCCCAUCUAAGGCUGCUACAGUCUUGAUGUGAAGGGGUUCACAAGAGAAGAGUAGGAGAGUUGAGAGCCAAGGGUAGGAGAGUUGCCCAGAAGACUUCCCUUCUUUAGGGUACAGAAAUGCUAAGAAAUCUCAAAGGAUCAGUUACAGCUUUAUCUAAGUAUUCAGUAAAUGCUACAUGAGGGUGUCCCUGUCCAGCUCUCUGGCACAUGAGUCCUGUGUGGAGACUUACCUUCUUUUCCAGGGACUGUGCUGCUGGGAACUUUGGGCAAGUCACUUACCUCUUUGUGCCUCAAUUUCUGUAUAAUAUUUCUAAGCUACCUCACUGAGGUGGUGUGAAGAUUCACUAAUGUAUGUAGCGUGUUUGUCAAUCCUCCAGUGAAAAGCACUAUCUGGAUCACAUUAGCCAAAUGCAGUAAAUGGCCAAAUUAGAUGUGUGCUGAAGACAAUCAGUCACUGGGUCUAUAUUAAACAGCAACCAGAGAAACAAAUGGCAAACAUUGUCUAUUUUCAAGUUUCUUUGCAUAUUUUUUUGGUGCAAAACCAUUUAUAAACAACUUUCUUUUUCUAACACUAGUGUCUACAGCAGCAUUUAAAAAUUAAUUCUGUUACCUUUUUCUGUAUUAGGGAUUUAAAGUCUAUUUCUUAUUGUAUACCUGAUUGAAGCCGUUCUUGGAGAUGAAUGUUUUAAAUGUCUAUAUCCAAAAAUAAACAUUUUGAUGUAAA